AUUGCUGGAGCGGAUUGAUUCGGAGCUUUCGUUCCUGCUGGAGAAGUCCAUCACUAGGUGAAAAAUUCUGCUCAAAGCUGUUAAUCGAAAGCCAGCCAUUUGCGGUGCCUGUUCUCUGUCUGAUCGAGCCGGUGUCGCAAGGAUAAAAGAUUCAUACCAUCAUGUUUGCCGGACUACUGGAUGCCGCACGGAACUCACCCUUCCGCACACCGUUCACACGUGUCCAUUGUGACGAUGGUACUACCAGCACGGAAAAGGCCGUCGUACCGGGCCGUUCGGUUCAGGCUGCCUCAGCAACCCGUGAGGUAGAGUUCGGUUCGAACGAAUUCUACGGUCUGUGUGCGGUCGGAGGUAUCCUGUCGUGUGGCAUCACCCACACGGCCGUUGUGCCGCUCGAUCUGGUCAAAUGUCGGCUACAGGUUGACCAGGCCAAGUAUAAGAAUUUGUUCCACGGAUUCAAGGUCACCAUCGCGGAGGAGGGUGCACGCGGUCUCGCCAAAGGAUGGGCACCGACCUUCUUCGGUUAUUCGGCACAGGGUGCCUUCAAAUUCGGGCUGUAUGAAGUAUUCAAAAUUCAGUACGCUGGCAUGAUCGGCGAAGAGAAUGCCUACCUCUACCGUACCUGGGUGUAUCUGGCAGCAUCGGCUUCGGCCGAAUUUUUCGCCGACAUUGCACUAGCACCAUUGGAGGCGGCCAAGGUCAAGAUCCAAACCAUGCCAGGAUACGCCAACACGAUGCGACAAGCCAUGCCCAAGAUGAUGGGCGAGGAAGGCGUUAUGGCGUUCUACAAGGGUCUGGUCCCGCUCUGGUGCCGUCAGAUCCCGUACACCAUGAUGAAGUUCGCGUGCUUCGAAAAGACCGUUGAACUGCUGUACAAGCAUGUCGUACCGAAGCCACGUGACCAGUGCUCGAAGGGUGAACAGUUGGUGGUGACGUUCGCUGCCGGUUACAUUGCCGGUGUGUUCUGUGCCGUCGUAUCGCAUCCGGCCGAUGUGGUUGUGUCGAAGCUGAACCAGGCCAAGGGAUCGUCCGCAAUCGAUGUGGCGAAGAAACUUGGCUUCAUGGGCAUGUGGAACGGAUUGACCCCGCGUAUCAUCAUGAUCGGUACGCUUACCGCCCUGCAGUGGUUCAUCUACGAUGGUGUGAAAGUUGCCCUCUCGAUCCCUCGCCCGCCACCCCCAGAGAUGCCGGAGUCGCUGAAAAAGAAGCUGAACGUAGAGUAAUUCUAGGCACAGUGAAAGGAAUUCAUUUCCAUUUUGUGAUGAUGCACCACUGUUAGUGGUUCUCGUGCUGGAAUAGAAUGGAAGGCCCGUCGAAGGCUGGAAGUGUUUAAGUGAAUAUGUGACUUGUGACGAAUGCAAAUGAAACGUGAGAAAAGAUUUUAUAGCGGAGAUUCCAACAACCUAAUGAUAUUUUGUGAAGCAAUUGUCAUCGAUCGAUUGAUUGAUUCAUUCCGUUAAGGUAAUGUAAAGGCUAUGUUUUACGGCAAACGGCCGGAACUUCCUGUGUGAAUGUAAGUGUGUGUAUGUGUGCACGAUGGCAAGGUAAAACCGAAAUGUGCAGUCAUAGUAGCCGUAGCCUGGGGGUUGUAAAAGCUUUUUCGAGCCUAGCGUUCACAGUGCGACAACAUCAUCGUGAAUAAAGUCCUUAAACCGUGUGAAUUACGAUACGAUUAGUAAAUUUA
Anopheles funestus (African malaria mosquito) is the source of this 1684-nucleotide messenger RNA. Its product is annotated as phosphate carrier protein, mitochondrial-like. Gene Ontology annotation, biological process: mitochondrial phosphate ion transmembrane transport. The record is from RefSeq and is a predicted model, not a curated record. Gene Ontology annotation, cellular component: mitochondrial inner membrane. Bases 162 to 1223 code for a protein of 353 amino acids. The transcript is spliced from 4 exons. Lineage: Eukaryota; Metazoa; Arthropoda; Insecta; Diptera; Culicidae. Gene Ontology annotation, molecular function: phosphate transmembrane transporter activity.